ACUCAUGUGAUCAAUAAUGACAGAAUAAAAACAGUUAUUUGGCGGAAAAGAAAGUUUCUCUUAUUCCAGUGAUUCUCGAACGCUUUGCGAAUCGGUUCGACUGAAUCAUUCACAACAAUCGGCUCAACGACUCGUGCGCUCGCUCAGCAUCAUCACCACUCGCACAGAGAGGACUGCUGCUUCAUCGCAUUUCUCUUCACACACUCACACCAGUUUCCGAUCUUAUCGAUCUCAUUAAGUGAGAAGUCUGCAUAUAUUCUCUUAAACAUUCGUUUAAAGAUGUUGGCGUGCACCGAAAUGAUAACGAUGUGUCUCCAGUCGGCGAAGCGCGAGCAUCUCCGCUCCAGACAGCAGCAGCAUCAGCACCAGAUCCAGGAUGCGGUUCACGGACUGUCCAUCUUUCACGACAUUUUCCGCAGAGCUGACAAAAAUGAUGAUGGUAAGCUGUCUUUUGAGGAGUUUAAAGCUUAUUUUGCUGAUGGGAUACUCACAACAGACGAGCUUCGGGAGCUGUUCUACUCUAUCGAUGGACGACAGACAAAUAACCUUGAUACAGACAAACUAUCAGAUUACUUUUCUCAGCAUCUUGGAGAAUAUCUGGAUGUUCUCUCUGCUUUAGAGAAACUCAAUGUUGCCGUGCUAAAGGCCAUGGACAAGACGAAGGAGGAGUACCAGGGUUCGUCAGUUCUCGGGCAGUUUGUGACACGUUUCAUGUUGAGGGAAUCAUCUAGUCAGCUGCUGUCACUCCAGAUGUCUCUACAGUGUGCGAUGGAGGCCGUGGAGGCUCAGAGCAGCACAACUCUAGUUGAGGAUGUGAAGGUCUCGGAGCAUCUGGCCGUACAGAAGAACAACAGAAGAUGUGGCCGUCGAGUGCAAAAGAACAUGUGUCUUUCACCCACUGAUCCAUACUCGGGCAUUCUCACUACUGGCGUUACCGUAGAUACAGAUGAACACUGGUGCUCUCAGAUCAACAGACUGCAGCAACUCAUUGACAAACUGGAGUGUCAGAGUCCAAAGUUGGAGCCUCUGAAAGAAGAUACUCUGUCCAGCACAUAUAAAUCAAACAUUCUUCUGGUUCAGAGACAGAUGAUGGUGACACAGAACGAUCUUGAGGAGUUUCAGAAGGCUCUGAAAACUUAUGCCAACUCCACUGCCAAUCAAAACGACAACCUACAUGUGUCCAUUCAGAAACUGCCUGAGAAGAGCUGCUACAUCAUAUAUGAGUUUUGGCAGGACCGUAUUUCAUGGAUGAGUUAUUUGCAAUCUGAUGGCAGUAAGAUGUUUCAGCGUUGCAUUAUAGACAUGCUGGAGGAUCCAGAGGUGGUCUCCACAAUGCUGAUGCCAGCGUCGUGGUGGAUCAUGACAAACAACUAACAGCAACAGAAACACUUCAAUGCUCACAACUGAGCCUGAGUCUAAAAAUGACCCCUGCUUGUCUUUGAAUUAAUAACUAGCUGUAAAAAACACACACACACCAUAUUUGUGUUGCAUUUUAUAGAAAACGUUCUUUAUGUGUAAUACUUCACUGAAAAUAACAUGCUAAUCAGGUAAUGCGCUAUUCAGAAUUUAACUGAGAUUGCCUGAAUUUGAACUGACUUUUAACUGAGGUACCCGACAGGAUGUAGAAUUUAAUUGGAAUUUAAAGAAUUAACAUGGAAAUUCAUAUAACUUCUUUAAGUGUAGUUUUAAAUAAUAGGCCUACAUUUCAUUUUUCAGUGUCAAUGACCCAUAAAUGUUUUCAUACCCAAAAUAUGCUUGUAUUUCCAGAAACUUUACUCUAGAUGAUAUUGACCCUCCUAUGGUAUUGAAAAAUGGCACCUCCCUUUGGUAUUUGCGGUCAUUUUUGACCGGAAGGUUUAGAAAUGUAACCUUUUUUUUUUUUUAUAAUAAUAAUGAUACCAUUUCUUCUUCCUUGAUAUAAGAACAAUACAAUUAUGCAUUUCUUUUGGGAUUUUAUGCUAUUAUUAUCUUAUUUACAUGUACAUUUCUAAAUUGUAUCAUUAAUUUGCAUAUACAAAUAAGCUAAUUGUUUUUAUUUUUUUUUUAUUCAGAAUCUACACUUCUAUAAGUUGAAACAUGAAAAAAAUAUGAGAAUGUGACAUAAAUUGGAGGCAGAUUGCUGACAUCUGGUGAACAAAAUAUAAAUAACAUGUCAUGCCACUAACAGCCAGUAGAUUUUGUUGUCUGAUGGCUUGCAGUAACCUAAUUUUAUAGUUUAUCACAAGAUAUGCAUUUAGAUAUAUAUUUAGACAUUAUCAAACUAUUAUUUUUAAAAGUUUAGCUAUUUAAAAUGUAUUGGAAGUGUCAGUUUUUGCAGUUAAUGUCAUUAUGCGUGCAAUCAAACCUGACCAUGGUGUUACAAAGAGAAGGCACAGGAUAAGCAAUUUUCUACCAAUAAUUUAUUUUAAACAUAAAAGCAGAAUAACUCAAAGUAAAUGCAUAAUAAUGUCAAGAAAAUCAACAUCAAGAAACAGAAAUGAACUGCAAAAUUAUGAAAAUUAAAUUAGAGUUUAAAACAGAAGAAUCAGAGUAAAUAUUUUGCAAUUUCAAACUUUGUAGUAAAAAUGUAUUUUGCAAAUGUGUGUGUGUGUGUGUGUUGAGCAUUGUGACUGUUUUUUUUUGUUUUUUUUGACAAAUGUAAAAAAAAGCUCUGUGAUUUAGUCUCACCGGUUCAUUUUUGUGGGUGUGUAAGUGUGUUUGUGUGUGAGUGGGUGUGUAUGUUUUGCACUGAGGAGGUUUUAGAGUCUCACCCUGUUCUGUCUGUUUUUUCUGCAUUGUGGUUGAUUUAUUGAUUAUAUUUGAUGGAUAAAAAAAUUGCUGUUUUUUGGUCUUUCCCAUUCAUUUUCAAUGGUCGGUCAAUUCUGAUUACGAAUACCAAAGGUGUCACGCUUUUUUGAGGACCACUUGAAUCAAGUCUAUUUUUUUUUUUAUUUUUUUAUUUUUUUAUGUUCAGAUGGCAAAUGGAGGAAAAGUCACCAAGUCUUGUACAGCUCAGAUAAAGGAAACCAUUUUUAUUAAAUGAGUCAAAAAUGACUGAAUACCAUAGGAGGGUUAGUUAUUAAUAAUGCUUAAAAUGCCACCUAUAGAAAUUUGUAUUUAGUUUAGAUACAUUUUAUUAUAUUUAAUAAAUUGUUUCCAUUGAUGGGCCAUGGAUGAAGAACACUUUAUUUCUCAGAAGGCUCUGAGAAAUUACUUAUUCAUAGAUUAUAAAAUCAAUGGAUUAAAAUGUUGUCAAUAUUUAUUUUAUAUAAUAAAGUUACCUGAAAACAAUGUGGUAGAGAUCUGUUUAGAUGGCUGGAUUAAUUUUAUGUUUUUUUGGGGUUUUUUUAACUUAAAAUAGGCAUAAUUAGUCAAAAUUAAUGCUGUUUAGUCACCAAAACUUACAACCCCAAUUCCGAAAAAGUUGUUAUUUGUAAAUUAUAUUCAACCUUUGCUAUAUUGAAAGCACUACAACUACACAUUAUAUGAUGAUUUACCUUGUGAAUUUUAUAUACAUAUAUAUAUAUUUUUUUAUGUACAGUCAUUUCAAAUCAGAUGGUUGCAACACACUCCAAAAAAAAUGUAAGACUAAUAACAAUUUGAGGAGUUGAAAUAACAAGGCGAUGUGAAACAGAAGAUGUUAAACAGGUGAGACAAUCGAGUCAUAGUAUACAAGGAGAUUCCAAAAACAGCCUAGUCCUUCAAGAGCAAAGAUCAUUUGAGACUUGUCAAUUUGCCAACAGAUGUUUCAGCAAAUAAUCCAGCACUUUGAGAACAAUGUUCCCCAAAGACAAAUUGGAAGGAUUUUGGGCAUUUCACCCUCUACAGUGCACAUUAUAGUUAAAAGAUUCAAGGAAUCUGGUCAAAUCUCGGUCAUAAAGGGCAAGAUGAAAACCACUUCUGAAUGCACAUGAUCUCUGAUCCCUCAGACAUAACUGUCUUAAAAAACAUCAUUCAUCUGUAAUGGAUUUCAUGAACAUGGGCUUUGGAAUACUUUAGUAAACCUUUGUUAGUCAGCACCACUCGCUGCUGCAUCCACAGAUGCAAGUUAAGACUUUACUAUGUAAAGGAGAAGCCAUACAUCAACACUGUCCAGAAGCGCUGCCGACUUCUCUGGGCUCGGUCUCAUCUUAGAUGGAAAGUAGAACAGUGGAACCGUGUUUUUUGGUCCGAUGAGUUCACAUUUCAAAUAGUUUUUGAAAAACACAGCCGUCAUGUUCUCCGGGCCAAAUAGGAAAAGGACCAUCCAAGCUGUUAUCAGCGUCAGGUCCAAAAGUCAGUGUCUGUAUGGGCCAGGGGUGAAUUUUGGAGCAGCAUAUACUGCCAUCUAGCACCGUCUUUUCCAGGGAUGUCCCGGCAUUUUCAGCAGGAUAACUUCAAAAUACAUACUGACUGAAUAAGCAGAGAGUGCGGGUGCUAGAUUGGCCUGCCUGCAGUCCUGACCAUCUCCAACUGAGAAUGUGUGAUGCAUUAUGAAGCGCACGAUACAGCAACGAAGUCUCCGUACAAUUGUGCAGCUGAAGACUUGCAUAAUGGAUGAAUGGGGGAAAAUUCCACUUUUUAAACUUAAACUUUUGUCUUCAGUGCCUAAAUGCACUAAAAAGUGUUAUUAUAAGAAAUGGUGAUGUUUCACAGUAGUAAACACUGGACUGUCACAACUUUUUUUGGAGUGUGUUGCAAUCAUCUGAUUUGAAAUUACUGUACAUUUUUAAAAAACAAUGAAAUUCACAAGGUAAAACAUCAUAUAAUGUUUAGUUGUAGUGCUUUCAAUAUAGCAAAGGGUGAAUAUAACUUACAAAUCACUCCUUUUUGUUUUUAUUAGCAUUUUCGGAGUUGGGGUUGUAUGUUGGACCAACAAAAUUCCUCUGUUUGACUGUUGAAUUUCUCUUCCUGUCGUUCAACAUCCUGUGGGAUGUCGCCAAUUCAAUUCAAAUUCAAAUGCACUCAUGAAUUGAAACUCAGAUUCUGAAUUUUGCUCAACCCUGAUGCUCACAGGCAUGGUGUUAAUAUUUCUAGCAUGUAAAGAGAAUCAAAGCAUAUUUUGCUCCAUGCAGACAGUGAAAAAGCUUUUGAAACCAGCAGCUUUGAUGCAGAUACAGACUCUCUAGGGGCAACAUUUUCACAGUAAAAAAAAAAACAAAACAAGAAUUUGUGUAUUCUUGUAAAUAAUUAAGAUAACACUAACAAUAUGAACUGCAACAACUUUAAAGUCAACUUUUACUUCUUUGAAAACCAGAAAAUAUGAACUGCUGUUUAAAAGUGCAUGCAAAUACGAGAUGUUUUGACAAUGUCAGACAAAAGUGAUUUCAGACAUCAGAAGUCUGAAACGUCUGUGAAUAGAAUAGACUUUUAAUAGAGAUGUACAGUACCUGUUUACAGGUGUUUACUUUGACUUCAUAGACAUUAUAAGAUGCUGAUUUGCUGUCAUGUUGUCAAAAACGUUGAAACCUGCAAGAAAAAAUAAAAGAAACGUUACAUUUUUGUUUUGUUUUUUACUUUUUUGUGGUUUAGUCCAUUGAAUGCAAAUAAAACCGAAAUAAAGAAAGAUUA
This is a messenger RNA of Myxocyprinus asiaticus (Chinese sucker), 5529 nucleotides long. RefSeq names its product N-terminal EF-hand calcium-binding protein 1-like. Gene Ontology annotation, biological process: regulation of amyloid precursor protein biosynthetic process. The record is from RefSeq and is a predicted model, not a curated record. Gene Ontology annotation, molecular function: calcium ion binding. NCBI's taxonomy places the organism in Eukaryota, Metazoa, Chordata, Actinopteri, Cypriniformes, Catostomidae. The coding region runs from base 280 to 1374 and encodes 364 amino acids. Gene Ontology annotation, cellular component: Golgi cis cisterna; cytoplasm; endoplasmic reticulum. The transcript is spliced from 13 exons.